AUGAAUUUUGAAUUUGAGAGGGAGAUCGGGUUUAUAAAUAGCCAGCCUUCGCUCGCAGAGUGCCUGACGUCUCUUCCCGCUGUCCUGGAGACAUUUCAAACUUCAUCAAUCAAGGACUCGACAUUAAUUCCACCUCCUUUUGAGCAAACCUUCCUCAGCCUGAAUCCUUGUUCCAGCAACCAGGCGAGACCAAGAAGCCAAAAAAGAGCAACGCAUGGCCUGGUCCAGCAGCGCCCAAUCCAUCUUGGCCCUUUGGCCGCAGAAUUCCCCUGGAUGAAAGAGAAGAAAUCAACCAAGAAAGCUACCCAGACUCCAUCCUCCUCUUCCUCUUCGCCAUCCUCUUCCUCCUUCCCGGGAUCUGCGGCUGGAUCUCCUGCAGACACCCAGGGGCUCCCAGAGACCAGCGCGGGCGGCUCCCGGCGGCUCCGGACUGCUUACACCAACACCCAGCUCCUGGAGCUGGAGAAGGAAUUCCACUUCAACAAAUACCUGUGCAGGCCCCGUCGGGUGGAGAUCGCGGCGCUGCUGGACCUGACCGAAAGGCAGGUCAAGGUGUGGUUUCAGAACCGCCGGAUGAAACACAAGCGGCAGACCCAGCACCAAGACCCCUCAGACGGGGACCUCGGCUACCCCAACCCGGAAGAAGGCAACGACGAGGCGGAGGAGAACUCCCCGUUUGGCCAAGCCCUGGAGACCCCCUGCCCUUUUCAAACCAAAACCCAGCAGCUGCCCGCAGAGCCCCAGAGCCCCGGCUACCCAACGCCCACCGCAGAGCCGGGGUCCAUAAUGGAGCCGAGUGGGGCAGCGGGCAGCGUGGACAAUGCCUUCCCGGAGAGGCAGGAGUCUCCUUUGUUGCCAGAUCUGAGCAUCUUCGCCACAGAUUCCAGCCUCCAGGGCUCCCUGCAGAGCCCCGUCCACUUUUCGGAGGAAGACCUGGACUUUUUUACAAGCACACUGUGUACUAUAGACCUGCAGCAUCUGAAUUUCCAAUAA
Messenger RNA from Emys orbicularis (European pond turtle), 993 nucleotides. RefSeq names its product homeobox B2 (gene HOXB2). NCBI's taxonomy places the organism in Eukaryota, Metazoa, Chordata, Testudines, Emydidae. Bases 1 to 993 code for a protein of 330 amino acids. The transcript has 2 exons. Gene Ontology annotation, molecular function: RNA polymerase II cis-regulatory region sequence-specific DNA binding; DNA-binding transcription factor activity, RNA polymerase II-specific. Gene Ontology annotation, cellular component: nucleus. Gene Ontology annotation, biological process: regulation of transcription by RNA polymerase II. The record is from RefSeq and is a predicted model, not a curated record.